AACCCUUGUGCAAAUUUAACACUCUUUCUUCUAUAUUCCUAUCAUCAUCUUUUCCAAAUGAAAAUAGAAUAUUGCCUUUGUUAUUUUUAAUGCCCAGACCCCAGCACAGAGCCCGAUGCACAGCACCUCCUCAGUAGUGUUUGCUGAGUGAAAAUAGGGAUCCCUGUGGAGAGUCAUAAAAUUUUUGAACCUUACAUUUGAAGUAUCACUAUCCUCCUCGAUUUGAAUCAAACUGCCCUCCUGUACCUGAGUGCCGUUUCCAUUGUGGGGAAUCAUUGAUGGUAAAGAUCAAAGAUGAUCACAGCGCAGCCUGGGAACUCAUCACCAGAAGAGGAAGGCAGGAGCAUCCAUUGGGUGGAGAUGAAAAUGCUCUUGGUUUUGUUGCUCUGGGUGCCUUAGGAGCCUCCUUUCUCCUCCUCCACAAGAUGCUGACUUUUAAAGCUACAGCUCAGCUCUUCAUCUUGGGAUGCACGUGGUGUCUGGGAAUCCUGCAGGUUCGUCCAGCUGCCCACGUCAUGGCCCACCUCUUCACCAUCAUCAACAGCCUGCAGGGCGUCUUCAUCUUCCUGGUGUACUGCCUCCUCAGCCAGCAGGUUCGGAAACAAUAUGGGAAAUGGUUCAAAAGGGUCAGGAAACCCACAGCUGAUUCUGAGACUUUCACGCUUUCCAUCAGGGCCGUGCCUGAUGCCUCCUAACCCUUCAUGGUAUGAUCAUGCGUUGCUCCCAGAAUAUUUCACCAACUGAUCUGCUCGAGCAGCACGUGCCUAUCACACUGGACAACCUGGGGACACAGCAGGUGAUGCUGUAGGCUGGCUCUGGCUCACCUUUGGCUCACUCCUGGACUCGUUAACCAUUAGCCAUGGUCUCAUGUCAAAAGUUUAUUUAAAAAACAUAUUUUGCUCUUACUGCUUAGGGAACGGUGUUCGCUUGACUUUUUACAUUUUUUUGUUUUAAUUAAAUUCAUAAUAGUUUA
Messenger RNA from Equus quagga, 973 nucleotides. Its product is annotated as adhesion G protein-coupled receptor E2-like. The record is from RefSeq and is a predicted model, not a curated record. The coding region runs from base 279 to 695 and encodes 138 amino acids. NCBI's taxonomy places the organism in Eukaryota, Metazoa, Chordata, Mammalia, Perissodactyla, Equidae. Gene Ontology annotation, cellular component: membrane. Gene Ontology annotation, biological process: adenylate cyclase-activating G protein-coupled receptor signaling pathway. Gene Ontology annotation, molecular function: G protein-coupled receptor activity. The transcript has 2 exons.